CUGCACAGCUGUCAACUACAAAUUACGGAGAAGAGAUACGAGUACGUGGAACUUUCACAGCUGAACUAGUCGAUGAGAGAAAAACUAAAUAAAUGUAGUGAAUUAUUAAUUAAAUAGUAAUAUAAUCAAUAAAUAGUGUGAAUUGAAGUGUUCAACGAACUUUUAUGUGACUGUUAUGCUGCUUAAAUUAAGUAUUUCAAUGUAAAGAAUCUCGUUUUGAAAUUUAUGGGAGAUACGCAAACAAGGAAGACCGACAAAUUUAUGCUUAAGCUAAUCGAGAUAAACCAGCAACAACAACUACAAUAAUAAAUACAAAAGAGUGCUCGAAACAACGAAAGAGUGGCCAUCAUCAACAGCUGGAGCAAAGUGCAGGAAAACGCUUGUUGUAAACGUAAAAUACAGACAAUAUACUUGUGAGAACAAUAAAGGCAGUUAACUAUUCACUAAAAAAAUGGCACCUACAAGGCGACCCAGCGAUGGUUUACUGGCACGAGUUAAUUUUCCACUGUAUGCAGUUGAAAUGCUAACCAGUCGACAUGUACUUGUGGCAGGAGGUGGUGGCUCAGCUAAGACAGGUGUAGCAAAUGGUUUUGAAAUCUACGAAAUCUAUCACAAUGGCACACACUUCUGUGCGGAGGAGGUAGUGCGACAUGAGACAGGUGCCAAUGUUGUCAUGAACUUUGCUGUGCGUAACGAUGGCCGACGCUCAUACCUGUGCGCCGGACAAGAAUCACAUUGUCAAUUAUAUUUCGUGAAUCCACGCAUAGUUUAUGAGGGGCAAGAGGACGUGACAGCAGAUGCUGAUGAAAGGCGUCCAAGAAGUAAUAGCACAGCGGAACAUGGUAAUGAAAAUGGCGUACGUAGACGAGUAGCAAAUGCAAACGCACAGGCAUCUGGCGUACAGGAUCUACCGAAUGGACAUGCUACGGGUGCAACCAAGAAGACGGGCGAUCAGAAUGCCAAUUUGAAGCGUAUACGUUUUGAUAUUAAAGCAGGUGAUUCAGUGCAAACAGAUUUUCUGACUUCGGAACCGCUACAGCGUGUAGUACGCAUCAGUCCGAAUGGACGUUUAAUGGCAACUGGCGGCACAGAUGGUCACUUGCGUGUGUGGACAUUUCCGCAAAUGGUGCAGCGCGGCGAUUUAGCGUCACACACCAAGGAAAUUGAUGAUAUUGAUUUUAGUCCUGACUCCAAGUACAUUGUGACUAUUUCGAAAGAUGGUCAGGGUUUAGUCUGGGACUUGACGAGCAUGAAGCAACAUAACCAACUGAAAUGGACCACACCGGAGGGCUCAAAGUACCUAUAUAAACGUUGUCGAUAUGGCACUAUUGAGGCGCAACGCGACAAAUAUCGCCUCUUCACAAUCACAAACCCACUGGGUAAGGUGGGUAAGCAGCGUGGUUUUCUGCAACAAUGGGAUUGCAUUAGUGGGCAGCUAAGAAGUGCAGUGCAAGUCGACGAAAGCUUAGCGUCAUUGGCUGUGCGUGACGAUGGACGUUUCGUGGCGGUUGGCACUAUGUUUUCGGGCAGUGUCUCCAUUUAUAUUGCCUUUAGUUUACAGCGUGUUCUGCACAUACCCAAUGCGCAUUCGAUGUUCGUGACCGGUUUACAAUUCUUACCCAUUACAAACGAAGAAGGACCGCCAAUCUCAAGCGAUACUGAGGCGGCGGUACUUUCAAUAUCCGUGGACAAUAAAGUAUGCAUACACAGUUUGCAGCAGCGACGCACCAUACCUGCUUGGGUAGCAAUAUUACUAAUUAUUGUCGUGCUGUUCGGCGCCUUUGCAUUGUGCUCAUAUAUAGGCAUUUAAAUAAACGAAUGUGUGUGUGGCAUUUAAUUAAGUGAAAUAAAUAUAGAAUUACGUGGAAGUGAAUAAUUCGUUAACAAAAAUACAAUAAGUCGGCAAAUCGUUACUACAUAAUAAGUGCUUACAGUCCAGUAUAAGCAGAUGAAAAUAAAACACAAAAGUGUAGAUUUUUGUUUUGUUGAAACACGCGUUCAAAUUAAGUUGUAUUUUCUGUACAGUUAUUCGUAUUCCAUUUGCACAUAACAAAACUUAAGUGUCUACGUAUUCAUAUGUAAUUAAGUUCAAGUGCUUUCACUAGUUAGCCUUAUCAACAAACAAAAACAAAAAGUAGACGGUGUAAUAAUUUUUAGUUAACACGGCUAGCACUGGAGCAUUUCAUUGUCAUUCG
This is a messenger RNA of Zeugodacus cucurbitae (melon fly), 2195 nucleotides long. RefSeq names its product prolactin regulatory element-binding protein. Gene Ontology annotation, cellular component: endoplasmic reticulum membrane. Gene Ontology annotation, molecular function: GTPase activator activity; protein binding; guanyl-nucleotide exchange factor activity. Lineage: Eukaryota; Metazoa; Arthropoda; Insecta; Diptera; Tephritidae. The record is from RefSeq and is a predicted model, not a curated record. The coding region runs from base 452 to 1810 and encodes 452 amino acids. Gene Ontology annotation, biological process: protein secretion. The transcript has 5 exons.